AUGGCUCUGGUGCGUUUACGCAGCCUCCUGCGCUCCGUCUCCGUCCGGGCCGAGGACGACGUGUUCACCAGUUGCUCUCCACCACAGGAGCUGAAGAUCACCGGGGGCAGCAUGCCCCCGCUGCCCGCCGGCUCCCCGCUGCACGUCCUGGGCGACUGGGAGACCUACAAGGACCAGACGGGCCGCCAUUACUACUACAACCGCUCCACCCAGGAGAGGACCUGGAAGCCGCCCCGAUCCAGAGACGCCAGCACGGGGAACUCCCGGGGGGAGAGCCACAGCGCCGGGGAGAGCUCCGAGACGGAUGGAGGCAGCUCCAGAAUUGCUCUGUCAGCCCCGGCAGAUUGUUAUGGGAGAUUCGAGUCGUCGGAGGAACAGGUUUCCAGCCCUCUGUCCCUGGAGGCUGCUCUGGGUCUCUGCUGGUGGUGGGGGGUUUCUGGUGACGGGUUGGUGACCACUCCUCUUUCGCUCUCGCCGUCUUUCCUCCCCUUCCUGUCGCUCUCCAUCGGCCGACUCCAGCCUCUGUCUUCGGAGGACACCUGCUUCAGUACCUACUCUAGCCAGUCAGACAGCCAGUAUGGCUCCCCGCCUCGUGGCUGGUCAGAGGAGAUGGAUGAGUACGGCCACACGCUGUACGUCAGCGACUAUACUAACGAGAAGUGGUUAAAACACGUGGAUGACCAGGGACGACCUUAUUACUACAGCGCUGAUGGCUCCAGGUCAGAAUGGGAGCUACCAAAGUACAACCUCUCCCCACCUCAGCUUCCCGGAGAGGCUCAGAAGAGCCGCAGCCUGGACAGGAAAAACGUGGAGCCCAUCGUCCUGACGAAGUGGAGACACAGCACGUACACGCAGGAGCCCAGCGAGAAGCGGCUGUUAAAAACCAGGCGCUUCCGCUCAGGCUCCGCCCGCCCGCACCCGUACAAACACCAAGAAGCCCCCCUGAGCCCAAAGCCCCCCUCUCCCGACUCUGAGUCCUGCUCCUCGUCUCCCAAGCCCCCCGCCUCUCCGUCAGAAAAGUGCGGGGUCCUGAACGUGACCAAGAUCACCGAGCAUGGGAAGAGAGUGCGGAAGAACUGGACCUCCUCCUGGACGGUCCUCCAGGGAUCAACGCUGCUGUUUGCUAAAGGACAAGGAGGCGGGACCAGCUGGUUUGGAGGCGGUCAGUCCAAGCCGGAGUUCGCUGUGGAUGUCAGGGGCGGAUCGGUGGAAUGGGCCUCCAAAGACAAGUCCAGCAAGAAGCACGUUUUGGAGCCCUGGGACUCCGACGAGGCCAUAGAGGAAGACAUGCCCGAGUCGCCCGGCGUGGAGAAACACGACAAGGAGAAGGAACACAGAGACUCCAAGAAGAACCGAGUCAUGUCCGGCGGCGCCCUGCGGCGGGCGGUGGAUAACGCCGUCCUGUCCCGUUUCUCCUCCGCAGCCAUGAAGCCCGCCGCCAGCCUGGACAACUCGGACAACAAGAAGACCCGACACAAGCUGAAGAAGUUCCUCACCCGCCGGCCCACGCUGCAGGCCGUCAGGGACAAAGGAUACAUCAAAGAUCAGGUGUUCGGCUGCAGUCUGUCCAGUCUGUGUCAGAGAGAGGGCGGCACGGUGCCCAGCUUCGUCCGGAUGUGCAUCGACCACGUGGAGAGCAGCGGUCUGUGUGUGGACGGGCUGUACAGGGUCAGCGGGAACUUGGCCGUUAUCCAGAAGCUCCGCUUUGCCGUCAAUCACGAUGAGAGGGUGAACCUGGCGGACGGGAAGUGGGAGGACAUCCACGUGACCACUGGGGCUCUGAAGAUGUUCUUCAGAGAGCUGCCGGAGCCUCUCUUCAGCUACGCUCUGUUCCACGACUUCAUCAGCGCCAUCAAGAUAUCUGACCACAAGCAGCGGGUGCAGUCCAUCAAAGAGCUGGUCAGACAGCUGCCCAGGCCCAGCCACGACACCAUGCAGGCUCUCUUCAAACACCUCCGAAAAGUGAUCGACCACGGCGAGGAGAACCGCAUGACCACGCAGAGUGUGGCCAUCGUGUUCGGCCCCACGCUGCUGCGGCCCGAAACCGAGACCUGGAACAUGGCCGUGCACAUGGUCUACCAGAACCAGAUCGUGGAGCUCAUCCUGCUGGAGUACGAGAACAUUUUCGGCCGGUAGACGCCGGAGGAGCCGCUUGGCUCCGCCCCCAACCCCCCCAGGCUCCGCCCCCC
This is a messenger RNA of Menidia menidia (Atlantic silverside), 2189 nucleotides long. The record is from the annotation of a GenBank genome assembly. NCBI's taxonomy places the organism in Eukaryota, Metazoa, Chordata, Actinopteri, Atheriniformes, Atherinopsidae.